Molecule: messenger RNA, 703 nt
Organism: Meloidogyne enterolobii
Lineage: Eukaryota; Metazoa; Nematoda; Chromadorea; Rhabditida; Meloidogynidae
Source: the annotation of a GenBank genome assembly
UUAUACAACAGAACAUAAAGUAGCCUGUGCUUAUUUUGUUUUAAUAUUAAUUGGACUUGCUGUUGUUUCAAUGUCUUUGAGAAUUUUACAAAUUAAAAUGGAAAGUCUUUUUAACAAAAUUUGCCGUUCUAUAGAUUCUGAUUUUAAAAAUAAUUUAAUUGAAGAAAAACAGACACAUUCAAUCUCAACAAGUACAGAUAAUAAACUACAAGAUAUUGAACAAAUAAGAGUGAAGAAUGGGAAGAAUAUUGAAUUAGGCCGUGUGGAAGAUAAUGAAGGCAAUACUGAUGCUAUUUACAAAUAUCGGAACUCUAUGAGUCGUAGCGAAAAAUUAAUGGUACAAAUGUUGAUGGGACAACACUGGCGUAAUAUGCUUGACGAAAAACUUCGUUCAAGACGUAAAAUGAGGAACAAUUCUACACAAACUGAUGAUUUUUUAACUGAUGCCCAAAUUCAGACUGAACAAGUUAGAAGUUUACGUCCAAUUUCCUCUUUGUUUACAAACCGUUCUGUGGAAGGAGAAGAAACUGAUGAUGAUGAAGUUUCCGAUUCAAUUGGUCAACUUCCAUCAACUCCAAUCUCAAAAUGUAGUGGAAGUAUUUAUCGAAGAAAUAAUACAAUGCCUAAUGCUGUAGCACGUCAGCAUGCACGGGGAAGGGGGUUGGGACGUAAACGAAUGUAUAUUUACAAUACUGGUGAUUAA